UGCCAGGAAAGAUGAACGGAUCGGCCGCGUCUUCUCGCUGUGAAGCGCACCCAUCUGGAGGACCGUUAUCUCGGGUGGAGCCGAAUUAAAAUGAUUCCGGGUGCCAAUAGGGCACCCGGAAUCCGUUUACCAUUGUUCUGAACCUCGUCUUGAAAACAGCAACCCACUAUCAACUUCCCAUCUAAGAGGUCAGUUCUGCCAGCCAGUCAGAGUUGAGGCCAUGGCAGUGAAGGACCGUGUAGAGGCGGUGCUCAACGUGGGUCUGCGUGUUCCCAGCAUCAUGCUGCUUGACGUCCUGUAUCGUUGGGAUGUGAGCUCCUUCUUCCAGAAGAUCCAGCGCAGCAGCCUUUCCAACAAUCCUCUGUUUCAAUACAAAUACCUGGCUCUCUACCUGCACUACGUGGGUUACAUCCUGAGCCUGGUGCUGUUGACUCUGCCUCGUCAGCAUCUGGUGAAACUCUACCUGUAUGUUCUGACUGCCCUGCUGCUUUUUGCUGGUCACCAAGUCUCCAGGGAUUAUGUUCGCAGUGAGCUGGAUUCAGGCUAUGAAGGACCCGUCUACCUUGAACCACUCUCCAUGAACAGAUUCACCACGGCACUUAUAGGUCAGCUUGUGGUGUGCACUCUGUGUUCCUGUGUGAUGCAGACCAAGAGGAUUUGGCUAUUCUCUGCACACCUCCUCCCGCUGGUGGCCAGGCUGUGCCUGGUCCCCCUAGAGACCAUCGUCUUCAUCAAUAGGUUUUCAAUGAUCUUCACAGGCCUGGAGGUUAUUUACUUCCUGGCCUCUAACUUACUGGUCCCGUAUAACCUGGCUAAGACGGCCUACAGGGAGCUCGCUCAGGUGGUAGAGGUGUAUGGGUUGCUAGCUUUAGGGAUGUCCUUGUGGAACCAGCUGGUUCUCCCAGUUCUCUUCAUGUGCUUCUGGCUUGUGCUGUUCGCUCUUCAGAUCUACACCUACUUCAGCACCAGAGACCAGCCUACCUCGAGGGAGAGGCUCCUUUUCCUCUUUCUUACAAGUAUUGCAGAAUGUUGUAGUACACCUUACUCUCUGCUGGGUCUGGUUUUCACCGUGUCAUUCAUCGCACUCGGAGUCCUCACGCUCUGCAAGUUCUACCUGCAGGGCUACAGAGCCUUCGUCAAUGACAAUGCCAUGCACAGAGGAAUGACUGAGGGCAUCACACUGCUUAUCCUGGCUGUGCAAACCGGUUUGAUAGAGCUGCAGGUCAUUCAUCGAGCCUUCCUCCUCUCCAUCAUCCUCUUCAUUGUUGUUGCUUCUAUUCUGCAAUCCAUGCUGGAGAUCGCUGACCCCAUCGUUCUGGCUCUGGGAGCUUCCAGAGACAAGAGUUUGUGGAAGCACUUCCGUGCAGUUUCUCUGUGCCUCUUCCUGCUCAUCUUUCCCGCAUACAUGUCUUAUAUGAUCUGUCAGUUUUUCCACAUGGACUUCUGGCUUCUCAUCAUAAUCUCCUCAUCCAUCCUCACCUCACUUCAGGUUCUGGGAACUCUGCUCAUCUACGUUCUCUUCAUGGUGGAGGAGUUUCGUAAAGCUCCAGUGGAGAACAUGGAUGAGGUCAUUUACUGUGUUAAUGGGACCUACAGAUUACUGGAGUUUCUGGUGGCAGUGUGUGUGGUGUGCUAUGGCAUAUCAGAGACUGUAUUUGGAGAAUGGAGUGUGAUGGGCAGCACCAUCAUUCUGGUCCACUCCUAUUAUAACGUUUGGCUCAGGGCCCAGCUGGGCUGGCAGAGCUUCCUGCUUCGGAGAGAUGCUGUAAACAAGAUCAAAAGCCUCCCGACUGCAACCGACGCACAGCUGCAGCAGUAUAACGACAUCUGUGCCAUCUGCUUCCAGGACAUGAUCAGCGCAGUGAUCACUCCAUGCAGUCAUUUCUUCCAUGCUGGCUGCCUGAAGAAAUGGCUGUACGUCCAGGAGACGUGUCCUCUUUGUCACUCCCAACUCAAAAGUCAAUCACCAGCCAAUGGAGCUCCCAACCAAGACCCCCCCGCAGCCGAUCCCAGCCCUGCUGGACAGGAAGGAGCCGCUGCCGUCGGUGAGGAGGCGGGUUCUCCUUCUGCUGAUGGAAAGGAGGAGGGAGGGGAUGGAGCCGCCUCGUUGGCUGAAGAACCCCCCUCCUCCAGCACGCACUCUGCUCCCCUGCAGGUCGUCAGCCCCCCCUCAUCUUCCUCGUCUGUGACUGAUUUCACGGAGAACCAAUUGCAAAAGGAUCAUCCAUCUGCAUCCUCCUUCUCUACCUCUGACUCGCCCAACAUUUCCACCAGUCUUCGAUUUCGCCCCCACACCGUUACCCCCUGCACCCUCCCCCGCUCCUCCUCCCCUUCCUCCCCACAGGGACAGACCCCUGCAGAGGUGACCCCUGUGGAUCUGCAGAAGAUCCACUGAUCCAACAUUGCACACACGAAAGCUCCUCCAUGCUCAUCCAGAGCUCCAUCACCACACAAACGACAUAUGUGCAUGAACUUAGAAACAGCGCCCUCCCCCUUCUUUAUUCUUCCUAUUAGCGUUUGCUGGCAAGUCCUGCUUCUUUAUAGCCAGGGUUCCUAUGCAGUUUUUAAAAGAAUUGGAUUUGACUUCAUGUUUUUUCUGAUUAGAAUGUAAUUGGAAAGAAAGUUUUGCAAAAUAUUUAUAUUUCCUGCUAAUGAAUAUCUAAAGAAUCCAAAGAAGGUCAGUAUUAUUUGACACCCCCAUUGGAUUUAAUUUAGAUGCCAUCAGCUGUUUCUUCCUUUACCACGUGAACAUGUUGCUAUCUAGGAAAUAAGUACAUGUUCAAAAAUAG
Cyprinodon variegatus (sheepshead minnow) is the source of this 2789-nucleotide messenger RNA. RefSeq names its product ring finger protein 145 (gene rnf145). Gene Ontology annotation, cellular component: endoplasmic reticulum; endomembrane system. Gene Ontology annotation, molecular function: zinc ion binding; ubiquitin protein ligase activity. Lineage: Eukaryota; Metazoa; Chordata; Actinopteri; Cyprinodontiformes; Cyprinodontidae. The transcript is spliced from 12 exons. The record is from RefSeq and is a predicted model, not a curated record. The coding region runs from base 221 to 2395 and encodes 724 amino acids.